AUGAAGGUGGAUUUGAGAAAAGCAUAUGAUUCCAUAGAAUGGUGCUUUCUGCAAAGUAUGAUGGCUGAGCUUGGCUUCCCCUACAAGUUUAUUAAAUGGACUAUGGAGUGUAUAUCUACAGUUUCCUACUCCUUGGUCAUAAAUGGAGGCUUGGCUAAACCUUUCCCUGGCAAAAGAGGUAUUAGACAGGGUGAUCCAAUGUCACCCUAUCUAUUUGUGGUAGCAAUGGAAUACUUGCAAAGGGAACUGAGUUUAAUGAUCACUAAUAGGGCCUUCAAAUUUCAUCCAAGGUGUAAAAGCUUAGGGGUAACUCAUAUCUGUUUUGCGGAUGACCUGCUUCUAUGCUAUAAGGCUGAACUUCCACCUGUCCAACUGAUCCAAGAUGCUUUUAGGAGGUUCUCUGUAGUAUCUAGGCUCCAAUAA
Lycium barbarum (goji berry) is the source of this 423-nucleotide messenger RNA. Its product is annotated as secreted RxLR effector protein 78-like. The coding region runs from base 1 to 423 and encodes 140 amino acids. The transcript has a single exon. The record is from RefSeq and is a predicted model, not a curated record. Lineage: Eukaryota; Viridiplantae; Streptophyta; Magnoliopsida; Solanales; Solanaceae.